This is a messenger RNA of Etheostoma cragini (Arkansas darter), 3652 nucleotides long. RefSeq names its product phosphodiesterase 3B (gene pde3b). Gene Ontology annotation, cellular component: membrane. Lineage: Eukaryota; Metazoa; Chordata; Actinopteri; Perciformes; Percidae. The record is from RefSeq and is a predicted model, not a curated record. Bases 155 to 3496 code for a protein of 1113 amino acids. Gene Ontology annotation, molecular function: protein kinase B binding; 3',5'-cyclic-AMP phosphodiesterase activity. Gene Ontology annotation, biological process: signal transduction. The transcript is spliced from 16 exons.
AAAACAACAUCUCACCUUCUUUCUCUAGUCCAAGUGCUGGAGCACGUUUGAGUGACCAUGGAGUGCUUUUGCUGUCAUGUAGUUCAGCGUUAAUACGGCGUGAAUAUUAGAAGAGGGGGACUUUCGCGUGGAUACGAGGAGUCACAGUCGAGCCAUGGCUGCACGGGAGGAAGGAGAGGUUUUGCACAGUAAAACAAGGCACCACGACGGAGCUGGAAGUGUAAACAGCUCAGAGGGCUUCAGGAACGGCUACGUGAAGAGCUGCGUCACCCCUCUCAAACAGGACCAUCCGAGGGGAUUUUUGUUCAACGUGUGCAACGUUAGGUUUUACAACGAAGACAACUCCAAAUUGUUAAAGUUCUCUGCCCUCUACGUCGGCGCGUUUGUGGUCUUCGCGGUGUCUUUCCUAAUUUCUAGGAGCUUGCAAAGUGACUCGCUUUGGGAUUUGCGGACUUUUUUGUCGGGCUUCUCCCAGUCCAUCAGUCCUUUAUUCAGCGUGGGAUGUGCUUUCUUCUUCCUAACGUUUUACCUGAGGAGGAAAAAGAAGGAGAGCAGUAAAUGUUGGCUCGUGUCACUGCCAGCAUCGUGUUACCUCGGGGAUUUUUUGGUGUUGCGGUUUUUGCAAUGGGGAGAGGACCAACACCAGAUGCAAAUGGUGGGCAGGUUGUUAUUCGUGUUGGGAUGUGUAGGUCUGCUCACCCUCAUCCCCACUCUGAAACUCAAACACAGUGUUCUUAUACUGUUUUUCGCCAGCGUUGUGUGGCUUGUUUCUUUCACAAGUUUGAGCGGUCUGCCCGCACUGCUAAGACCUCUCCUUGCCUGCUUUGCCGGGGUUUCGGGCUCCCUGUUGGGGCUCUGUUUCGACCGUUACUACCCGUCGAGGGAAGCACCGAGUGGGAUUUCCACCGCGGAGGAAAAGGUCCCUGUGAUCAGACCUAGGAGAAGGUCCAGUUGUGUUUCACUGGGGGAAACGUCGACCAGCUAUUAUGGCAGUUGUAAAAUGCCUCGCAGACCUUCGUUGCCCUGUAUAUCCAGAGAACAGAUGAUCUUGUGGGACUGGGAUCUGAAACACUGGUACAAACCACAAUAUCAGGGUGCAGUGAGUGGCAACGGCGUGGAUCUUUCAGUCAUCAACGAGGCCAGGAACCUGGUGUCAGACCUGCUGAUGGACUCUUCUCUUUCACCACACACCAUCUCAGGCCUGCGCAGCAUCUCAAGCCUCAUGGGGACAUUUUCAGGCUCCUGCCGGCCCAGGGUCAACCCUUUCACCCCAUUCCCGGGUUUCUACCCCUGUGAUGAAGUGGAGGACUCGGUAGAGAGGAUUGACAGGAAACCCAUAAAGGGUUUGAGCAGCAGAAACAGCCUUCCCACCCCUCAGCCCAGGCGCAGCUCCACCUCCUCCUCCUCCUCGUGCUCUGCACUCCCACCUCUUGACCCUUCGUCUUUACGCUGGGAACGCAACAGUGGCAAGAGACCCCACCAGGACCUCAACCUGACCAGCUCUGGUCUGUCUAAUGGGCCCAAUCCAAAUCUGCUCACCAUUCCCAAGCAGAGAUCUUCCUCUGUUACCCUCACCUAUCAUGCAGGGUCCAGGAGAGCAGGCGCCUCUCCGAGCCUGAGUCCACUCACCUCCCCAAGCCACGGUCCUCUCGCAGUAGGCGCAGGUUCUUCGUCGUCUCUUGUCACUCGUUCGCCUGUGGAGUUCCCAGACACAGCUGACUUCCUGACAAAGCCAAGUGUCAAUCUGAACCUGCACAAGCCUUUGGGCUACACCCUAAGCUCGCCUGAUUUCCAGCAGGCCUUCCGUAGCUCCAUCUUCCCUCCUCACCUGUGCACCAGCUGUGGUCGUCAGAUGCUCAAGGGCGUUUCCAGCGGCGAUACAGGGGAUUCCUAUCAACCAUUUGCCAAUGAGGCUCAACGCAGGCGCUCAGCGGCUGAAGAGUUCCCAGGAGAGCCUCUGAUCAGGGAGGAGAGCGUGGAGGCGGACUUGUCUGGGGACGGGAGGCUAGGCGUUGCAGGGAACCAGGGGCAGGCGGAGGAGGAGAUGCUGAAGAGCUCGAGCACAGACCAACAGACUCAGGAAUCAGAGGGUGAGCAGGAGUUCAAAGUAGAUCCUAUGCUGGAGGAACAUGAGGCUCUCAUGGAGAGGAUGAACACCUGGAACUUCCAGAUCUUUGACCUGGUGGACCGAACGGGAGGGAAGAGCGGAAGGAUACUCAGCUAUGUGACUUACACCCUAUUCCAGGAUACAUGUCUGUUUGAAAUUUUCAAGAUCCCAGUGAGGGAGUUCAUGGCAUACUUCUGUGCUCUGGAAAGUGGCUACAGGGACAUUCCCUAUCACAACAGGGUCCAUGCUACUGAUGUGCUCCAUGCUGUCUGGUACCUGACCACUCGACCAAUUCCCGGGUUCCAGCAGAUUCACAGUGAGCAUGUGACAGGAAGUGACACAGAUUCAGAUAGUGGGAUCUCUCCAGGCAGGAUAUCCUACGCCUCCUCCAAAAGCUCCUCAAUUUCAGAUGACAGCUAUGGCUGCCUGGCCUGGAACAUACCUGCCCUGGAGCUCAUGGCCCUUUAUGUAGCAGCUGCAAUGCACGACUAUGACCAUCCCGGUCGCACAAAUGCCUUUCUAGUAGCCACUAAUGCACCUCAGGCGGUACUGUACAAUGACAGGUCGGUGCUGGAGAACCACCACGCUGCGUCUGCCUGGAGCCUCUAUCUUUCCCGGCCCGAGUUCAACUUCCUGGUCAACCUGGAUCACGUGGAGUUCAAGCGUUUUCGCUUCCUCGUCAUCGAGGCUAUACUGGCCACAGACCUCAAGAAGCACUUUGACUUCCUGGCUGAGUUCAAUGCCAAGGUGAAUGAUGUGAACAGUCCAGGAAUUGAUUGGACCAAUGAGAACGACAGGCUGCUGGUGUGCCAAGUGUGUAUCAAGCUGGCAGAUAUCAAUGGGCCGGCCAAAGUUCGUGACCUACACCUCAAGUGGACAGAAGGCAUUGUCAAUGAGUUUUAUGAGCAGGGUGAUGAGGAAGCUGGGUUGGGAUUACCCAUCAGCCCUUUCAUGGACCGCUCCUCCCCGCAGCUGGCAAAGCUACAGGAGUCCUUCAUAACCCAUAUUGUAGGACCACUUUGUAACUCCUACGACGCCGCUGGCCUUCUUCCCGGCCACUGGAUUAAUGGAGAGGGAUCAGAUGAAGAUGAUGACGAGGGGCAGGUGGACACAGACACAGAUGAAGAUGAGGAUGACGAGCUAGAAGACGGGCUGGCCCCAAAAAGGAGGAAGAGGCGCCGCAGGUUGUUCUGCAGCAUCAUGCAGCACCUGACAGAGAACCACAAGGUGUGGAAGAAGACCAUCGAGGAGGAGGAGAAGAGCAAAGAGCUGGGCAAACAGCAGCAGCCUGACGGCCUCCUCCCCAGCCUGCCAGCCAGCCUGCCCACCUCCCCGUCAGAUGACAUCCAGGUCAUCCAGGAGGAGGAGGAGGGAGAGGAGCGUCAGUAGCAGGAGGAAGAAGGAAAAGGACAGAGUCGCAUGAAAAAGAAGAGGAGAGGCAGUCCCUCAACCACCUGCCUUUCACCAACACACACACACACACACACUCACAGACACACACACACAGGUGACAAAUGCACAUAAAACACACGUUGCUCUCUCUCU